UCGUUGGAAUAAGUCACAAGGGGCACGCGCUUGUUGCAACUAUUAUUUUCUGCUGCAUACAGCUCGCGCGCGUCUCCCCCUACCAAUCACCGGGAGAAUCCCAGAGCUCGCGCUGUGUAAUUUUGCUCCUCUGCCUGCCUCAAAUCAUACAGUGAGAACUUGUAAUCUUUCUGUCAGGCUACAAUGGAUGAGGAUAACAACGUUUUCCCAGAUUUGAAGGAUAUAGAGACGAAACUGGGUCGAAAAGUACCGGAUAGUCUCAUUCGUAGUCUUGUUGGAGGAAAACAUAAAGAGCAUGAGAAGUCGACGGCGACGCACUUGGUGAACUGCAAGUUUCGAAGUAAUUCAGCGGAUUUGAAGAGACUGGAGAGCAAAAUGCUGUUCCUGAAACAAGAAAUGGCACAUUUGCGAGCCAUCGAUGGCAAGCUGAUGCAGCAGCUGAUGUCCAUCAACGAGGGCAUCGAGUCCAUCCGUUGGAUGAUAGAAGACAAAGGAGGCGUGGCCAGCCAGGACGGCAGUCUGACGGGCAGUUUGUACAGCCUGUCGGACAGCCAGGACGGCGCCUCGCUGCGAGGCAGCUUUAACAGCUUGAAUGAUGGGAACAGUGACGGGCUGGAUAGCUUGUCUGUAGGCAGCUACUUGGACACGCUAGCAGAGGACAUCUCGGACAACCCUUCACCCACAGACCUGGACUGUUUCAUGGAGAAAUCGGUUAUCGACGGGGACGCUUUCAGCAAAUCACCUUUGAAACUCAGGGUGGAGUCAGAUGAAUACUACUGCUUUGGAUAAUAAGAAGCUAAACAUGGAGGUUACAGAGACUACUGAUUUACUUUGACAGCUGUCGGGUUAAUUUUCCCACAUGCUUCACAUUUUCUCCAUGUAGCAACAGCAAAAAUGUUGGCAAGACUUUGAAAAUGACUCAUGACACCUUGAAACCAGUUUCCUUAUGUUGUCAUUAAAACACACCUCAUGAAACCAUUCCCACUUGAUGCCGCAAUAAUUGCAAUGAAACUUCUUAACAAUUCUUGGUCUUAAUAGUUUAUAAUGUAGGUCAAUUGAAUCAAAAAGUGUGCUCUAUUUUGAAUAAAGACUGUAUUUAUUUUGGAGUUAUGCAGUACCUCGGCCAUGUUUUUACAGCUAAGAGCAUGUUUGAGCCUAAAAGUGCAGAGGAAGGAUUACAUAGAAUAGCAACAUUAGCUGAAUAGCAAUUUUCCUUCUUUCUUUAGAAAAUAUAUCUUGGACUACAUAAUGAAUCAACCAUAAUAAGCUGAUAUAAGCCAAGGAGGAGAUAAGGAUUUAGCUGCAAUUUGGAAAAUUAGGCAUUUCAUGCUGAGUGAUUAACAGAUUAACUAUUUUAAGUGGCAAAGUGAUGAGUUGAAGUGUUACAGCAAGUGCAAUUUGUCUCCAUGCCAAACUUUGAGCACCAUUGAUGUUAAGCUUUUAAGUAUUUUUUUUACAUGUUUUGACUGAUGUUCGUUCCUGACAUAAACCCCGCUCUGACAAAGUGGACUUUACAUGUACACAGAUGAGAUUAGUCGUAUAUUCAAAGCACAUAUGCUUGACUGAAAAACCAAAGCAAUUUGAUUGUCUUUUGGAUAAUUUAAGGCUGAGGGCAAAACCCCGUGAACAGCAGAUGGGAGAUUUGUCGGUGUCGGACAUAUGUUCGACACAUGUUCGCUCUGUGGGCACAUUUUAAAUCUCUGAUGUCAAGAAAAGAGAUUUACAUUGUUGGAUCGUCAUUUGUUGUGUAAACUUUGAGUUCAUUGAUUUUGAUUUUUCAUUGCCUCCUUUUUUUUGAUUGCUUUAAUUUUGUUGUGGAACUGAAAUAAUAUAUUUUCCUCUGA
Cheilinus undulatus (humphead wrasse) is the source of this 1844-nucleotide messenger RNA. RefSeq names its product leucine rich adaptor protein 1-like. Bases 184 to 789 code for a protein of 201 amino acids. NCBI's taxonomy places the organism in Eukaryota, Metazoa, Chordata, Actinopteri, Labriformes, Labridae. The record is from RefSeq and is a predicted model, not a curated record. Gene Ontology annotation, biological process: positive regulation of canonical NF-kappaB signal transduction. The transcript is spliced from 2 exons.